CGCGUGGGAUUGAAGAUUGAAGAGUCUGUGGCAUUCACCUAACCCAUUUGCCUUUACCCAUCAGCUCUCUGUAUCACUCCGGAUGGUCAAUGCAUGUUUUUGCAAGCUUCUCAAGUCUAAAUUGUCCGCCCGACAUCAUAUUCGGACAGAGAAUGACGAAAAAGGAUAGCCAUUGAAGAUAUUCCAUUGAUAUUAGAGACCAUUUACCUUGGAUUUCAUAGAAGCAGACGAGUCUCCGUUCUGAGAUGGGCAUAACGACUACAAACCAAGUUGGUGUCUUUCUGUUGUCGUUCUUUUUCAUUUCCUGUUUUCUUUCUUUGUUUUGCCAUGCGGCCAGUUUAAUCACACAAGGCCAACCCAUAAAAGACGGCCAAACUGUGAAAUCAGAGGGUGAGAAGUUCGAACUGGGAUUCUUCAGCCCCAGAAAUUCAUCUGCACGAUAUGUUGGAAUAUGGUAUUCCGUUCCGGAACUAUAUUCCGUUCCGGAACUAUCUGUGGUAUGGGUUGCAAACAGAGAAAUUCCGAUACCCGAUAAAUCAGGGGUGUUAAGCAUCGGCGAUGAUGGGAAUUUGACGGUUUUCGAUGGAAAUAACGUUUCAGUAUGGACAAGUAAUGUUUCAAUUGCAUCAAAAAAUAUAACAGCUCAACUUGAUGAUAGAGGAAACCUCAUCCUCUCCGGCAAUGACAGUACGGUGUAUUGGCAGAGCUUCAAUGAUCCGACAGACACAUUUUUGCCUGGUAUGAGAGUCCGAGUGAAUGCUGAAAUGGGUGAGAAUCGUUUUUUCACUUCAUGGAAAUCUGCCGAUGAUCCUUCACCAGGAGGCUACUCCAUGGGGAUUGAUCCUCGAACCUCGCCACAGAUAGUGAUAUGGGAAGGAGAGAAUAGGCGGUGGAGAAGCGGGCAUUGGGAUGGACGAAUAUUUUCUGGUGUUCCAAACAUGACAGGAAACUAUUUGUAUGGUUUUGCACUCUCCGCUUCAGAAAAUGGAAGCCGGUAUUUUACUUAUACGGCAAUAAACACUACAGAUAAGUUGAAGUUUCGGAUACGUUGGGAUGGAUAUGAAGAGCAGGUUAGAUGGGAUGAAUAUAAGGGGGAUAAGGGAGUUUGGGAUCUUAUUCAAUCUCAGCCAUCCAACGAUUGUGAGAUCUAUAACAAAUGUGGUGAUUUUGGUGUUUGUAGUGCAGCAGAUUCACCAAAUAUUUGCAAGUGUAUGAAAGGGUAUGUUCCAAGGAACACAGAUCAAUGGAAUAGGGGGAAUUGGUCAGGUGGGUGUGUAAGGAGGACUGAAUUGCAGUGUCAGAGAGAUAUUAGCAACGUCACAGGGGAAAAUGAUGGAGAAGAUGGGUUUUUUAACUUACCGUGCAUGAAGUUGCCUGAUUUUCCUGAUUUAGUGACGUUGGGUUUCAACGAGGCUUGUUCGGACAAGUGUUUGGAGAUCUGUUCUUGUACUGCGUACGCAAAUGUUAACUGGAUUGGGUGCAUGAUAUGGAAGGGAGACUUGGUUGAUGUUCAGCAUUUUAAGAGAGGAGGGAAUACUCUGCAUAUCCGUCUUGCGCAUUCUGAACUAGGUGGCAAGAACAAAUUAUCCACCCUUGUGAUUAUAAUAAUUGUUGUGGCUGGAGUACUGGUACUUGGAGUAUUCGUAUUCUUGCUGUGGAGGUUCAAAACAAAACAGAAAGUUUUGCCCACAGUUCCCUCCAAGUCUGCUUCAUGUUGCAAGUCUCGUCAUGACGUACCAAUCUUUGAAAGGAGCAAAAGUGGAGAACUUUCUACUGAUCUUUCAGGAUCAGUUGAUCUUAACAUUGAAGGAGAUCAAGCAAGUAGGCCAGAAUUACCAUUGUUCAACUUCAAUUGUGUGGUAUCUGCUACCAACAACUUUAGUGAAGAAAACAAGCUUGGGGAGGGAGGAUUUGGUGCUGUCUAUAAGGGGAGCAUUCCUGGGGGGCAAGAAAUAGCUGUAAAGAGGCUUUCAAGACGAUCUACUCAAGGCUUGGACGAAUUUAAGAAUGAGAUUAUACUGCUUGCCAAGUUACAACAUAGAAAUCUUGUCAGAUUAUUGGGCUGCUGCAUUCAAGGGGAAGAAAAGAUGUUGAUCUAUGAAUACAUGCGAAACAAAAGCUUGGAUUGCUUUCUAUUUGACCCAACCAAGCAAACAAUACUAGAUUGGAGGAAACGUAUCACAAUUAUUUUAGGGAUUGCAAGAGGACUCCUUUAUCUCCACCGAGAUUCAAGGCUAAGAAUAAUUCAUCGGGAUCUAAAGGCAAGCAACAUUUUGUUGGAUGAAGACAUGAAUCCAAAGAUUUCAGACUUUGGGAUGGCGAGGAUAUUCGGGGGAAACCAACAUGAAGCGAAUACGAACAGAGUUGUGGGCACCUAUGGCUACAUGUCUCCCGAAUAUGCAAUGGAAGGUCUAUUCUCAGUGAAGUCGGAUGUCUAUAGUUUCGGUGUAUUAUUACUAGAGAUUGUAAGUGGUCGGAGGAACACUAGCUUUCGUUUAUCUGAAUACUCAAGCCUUAUUGGAUAUGUAUGGCAUCUUUGGAAUGAAGACAAGGCAAUGGAGCUCGUUGAUCCUUCUAUUAGGGAUUCAUGCCCUCGAGAUGAAGCGUUGAGAUGCAUACAGGUGGGGAUGCUGUGUGUCCAAGAUUCUGCAACUCAGAGACCAACAAUGUCAUCUGUUGUGUUAAUGCUGGAGAGUGAAGCUGUGACUCUUCCUCUGCCUAGACAACCUAAUUUUACUUCAAUGAGGGGCAGCUUUAUGGAUACAGAAUCCUCUACAGCAGGCCAUGAAAUUGCAUCCUCAAAUGAUUUAACGGUUACAAUGGUUUUUGGAAGAUAGUAUAGUUUUGUCUUUUCUUUUGCUUCAAGUUUGUACAAAGACAGUGAGCAAUGAUUCUUAUCUUUAAUACAAA
Molecule: messenger RNA, 2910 nt
Organism: Juglans microcarpa x Juglans regia
Lineage: Eukaryota; Viridiplantae; Streptophyta; Magnoliopsida; Fagales; Juglandaceae
Product: G-type lectin S-receptor-like serine/threonine-protein kinase B120
Exons: 7
Coding region: 246-2837 (863 amino acids)
Biological process (GO): recognition of pollen; protein phosphorylation
Molecular function (GO): ATP binding; protein serine/threonine kinase activity
Source: RefSeq, a predicted model, not a curated record